CAACGACAUCGUUUCAUCUAGUCCAAAAUCGAAUUUCCUUUUUCUUUUAUCCAAAAAUUGAAUUCAUUAUCGCUUCCACUCAGUUCGAGUCUCGAAGCUCAGAGUAGUCAUCCAUGGCUUCCCUACGCCUUAUUUGCUCCCCGGCCACGACAUGUUUUCCCAUAGAACGACAGCUCUCUUUGACACCUCUUUCCUUCCCCAACAACACUCAAUCCCAUUCCCACAUCUCUUCUUCUCUCUUUAUUCCUUGUAGGUUUCCUUCAAACUCACUUCAACUUUCACCAGUUACGACCAAAAGAGUCAAUAACGAUUUCGCUCUCCAUUCCACUUCCACUUCCACUUCCCAAGAACAAUCUCUCGAGUCUUCUCCAUUAAGUGGUGAUAGUGAAAGCGAAGAACUUGAGUCAGACACCAGGGAAGUUCAUAAAGACAAAUUGUAUGCCGAGAACCUUCCUUUGGAUUACACUUCCCAAGAUGUUCGUACUCUUUUUGACAAGUACGGGACUGUUGUAGACGUUACGCUUCCUAAGAAUCCCAAAAACAGGGGCAUAGCAUUUGUUACAAUGGGUUCACCUGAGGAGGCUCUUGCGGCUCUCAAUAAUCUCCAAUCGUUUGAAGUGGAGGGAGGAGUUUUGAAAAUUGCCUAUUGCAGAAAGAGGCGAGAAGUGACAUUCAAUUUGUUUGUUGGGAAUUUGUCAUAUGAUGCUACAGAUAAAGAUCUCAAAGAGUUCUUUAACGAUGAGGGCCAUAGCGUAGUGUCUACUGAAGUUAUAUUCCGCGAAACUAUACAAAAGUCCUUGGUAUAUGGAUAUGUAUCCUUCAAAUCAAAGAAAGAAGCUGAGGCAGCUCUAAUCUCUGUUCAAGGAAAGGUGUUUAUGGGAAGACCAAUUCGAAUAGAACGCAGUAAAUAUUUUAUUAGAAACAAGCAACCAGCUACGGAGAGUGCAGAGUCCGAACUUACUUCGCCGGAGUUGAAGUCUGGUGUAGAAGAAGCAUAAAUUGCUGAUUUAAGUAUAUAAAGUGAGAUUUUGCUCAAAAGUGACAUCAGGGUUUCAAUAGAUUGAUUGGAAGGAGAAGCUGGAAGAGGGCUGAUUUUGUUGUCGGUGAGAAGUUAUGUGAAGGUUGGUGCUGCUAUUGUCCCUAAAAUUGUGACUCCAUAGUUGGAUGAUAAGGAAAAAGUGGUUCUUAAAAUGUUAACUUCCGUAGUUGAUUUCAACCUUAAAAUGGUUUUCUAGAGCUCAGUUAAAAGCUAUUUUUUUAACUUCCCAUUUUGGGUUUUUAUUAAUAUCAUUUAAAUAUCAUUAUUGACAGUUAAUGUUAAUUUCCUUGUAUAUGCAUUCUUUCAUUUUUACUGUCAAUUAGUGUUGAUACUA
Molecule: messenger RNA, 1373 nt
Organism: Cannabis sativa
Lineage: Eukaryota; Viridiplantae; Streptophyta; Magnoliopsida; Rosales; Cannabaceae
Product: RNA-binding protein CP33, chloroplastic
Exons: 5
Coding region: 114-998 (294 amino acids)
Cellular component (GO): cytosol
Molecular function (GO): mRNA binding
Source: RefSeq, a predicted model, not a curated record